This is a messenger RNA of Triticum turgidum subsp. durum (durum wheat), 414 nucleotides long. NCBI's taxonomy places the organism in Eukaryota, Viridiplantae, Streptophyta, Magnoliopsida, Poales, Poaceae. The record is from the annotation of a GenBank genome assembly.
AUGUCGUCGUCCGGUGGCAAGGUGUUCACCCUCGAGGAGGUCGCCAAGCACACCUCCAAGGACGACUGCUGGCUAGUCAUCGGCGGCAAGGUGUACAAUGUGACCAAGUUUCUUGAUGACCACCCUGGAGGCGACGAUGUCUUGCUGUCUUCAACCGCCAAGGACGCGACCGACGACUUUGAGGAUGUGGGGCACAGCACGACCGCCCGGGCGAUGAUGGAUGAGUACUAUGUUGGUGAGAUCGACGCGACCACGAUACCCACCAAGGUCAAGUACACGCCGCCCAAGCAGCCGCACUACAACCAGGACAAGACCCCCGAGUUCGUCAUCAAGAUCCUCCAGUUCUUGGUCCCCCUCGCGAUACUGGGCUUGGCCGUCGCCGUACGGAUCUACACCAAGGCGGAGUCUGUCUAG